Spodoptera littoralis (African cotton leafworm) is the source of this 924-nucleotide messenger RNA. NCBI's taxonomy places the organism in Eukaryota, Metazoa, Arthropoda, Insecta, Lepidoptera, Noctuidae. The record is from the annotation of a GenBank genome assembly.
AUGGCGCUUUUCAACAAUUCUUUCUCAAGAACUUACCAUCACUUAUUUGUCGAAUUAGCUGAUCCGAGAACAAACGACUGGUUUCUAAUAAAAGAUCCGUUGCCCGGUCUCACUAUCAUCGGCCUGUACCUAUACUUCUCGUUGAAAUGGGGGCCGAGGUACAUGGCAGACAAGAAACCCUUCCAAUUACAGAAGACUUUAGUCCUUUAUAAUUUCAUACAAGUCAUCGUUAGCGUAUGGUUGUUCCAUGAGGGCCUCGACGCGGGCUGGUUGAGGACUUAUAGUUGGAAAUGUCAACCGGUUGACUUCUCAAGAACGCCGGAGGGUAUGAGAGUUGCGAGAGGGGUCUACAUAUACUUCCUGGCAAAAAUGUCUGAACUACUCGACACGAUUUUCUUCGUUAUCAGGAAAAAGGAUAGACAGAUUACUUUCCUCCAUAUGUACCAUCAUACUGUGAUGCCCAUGAUAUCCUGGGGAGCCACCAAGUACUACCCUGGAGGUCAUGGCACCCUCAUCGGAGUUAUAAACUCCUUCGUUCACAUUAUUAUGUACACCUACUACAUGUUCUCAGCUAUGGGACCCCAGUUCCAAAGGUACCUGUUCUGGAAGAAAUACAUCACUACAUUGCAAAUGCUCCAGUUCUGCAUCGCCUUCCUCCACUCUGCGCAGCUGCUCUUCUACGACUGCGGCUACCCUCGCUGGUCCGUCGUCUUCACUCUACCUAACUCCAUCUUCUUCUACUACCUCUUCUACGAUUUCUACUACAAGGCGUACGGCAAACCUACCAAGAAGGGAGAUGAGAAGAAAACUGACGCUAAAGAAAUAACGAGUAAUGGCCAUGCGAAUGGCAAAGUCGCUGCUAAUGGUCAUGCCAAUGGAACCGCUAAUGGCAAAAAGGUUGCCAAUGGCAAGAAGGUUGAAUAA